Hordeum vulgare subsp. vulgare (domesticated barley) is the source of this 2473-nucleotide messenger RNA. RefSeq lists its product as uncharacterized. NCBI's taxonomy places the organism in Eukaryota, Viridiplantae, Streptophyta, Magnoliopsida, Poales, Poaceae. Bases 277 to 1851 code for a protein of 524 amino acids. The transcript has a single exon. The record is from RefSeq and is a predicted model, not a curated record.
UUGAGAGACCUCCUUGCCCAGUGCCAACCGCCCCUUCGUCUCUGCCUCAUCCAUCUCCGCGACCACCGCCGCCGCCGGCGGCACACAUCCUGAGAAGGCAGCACAGCACAGCACGGGCGGCUAUCGAAGCCCACGCCCCCGCUCUCUUCCCCGCCUCCGACCCAUCCCCUAUCCCAGCAGGCAGCACAGGCAAGAAUCCCCUCCCCUCAAAUCCCCAGCCGAUCUCGCCCCAACCCCAACACCACCGCCGAGAAAAUCCUAGAGACAGUGCAGCCCAUGGUCAUCGCCGGCGGCAGGUUCGAGAAGAGCCCCACCGCCGAGAAAACCCCAGAGUCAGCGCCAUCCGCGGUCAGCGCCGGCGGCGGGUCCGGGGAGGUCCCCACCGCCCAGUACAACAUCUACCAGCCGCCAGCCUCUCUCCAGGGCUGGCCGGACGACCACGACACCGAGGCCGCCCUCCGCCACCUCGGCCUCCUCGAUUUCGCGCGGCUCCAGCUCCCGGAUGGCAUCCCCCGGCACGACCUCGUCUCCGAUCUCGUCGCCUCCUACCACCGGGAGAACUGCCGCGGCUACGCCUACGUCUGGGGCGUCCGCGUCAGUGUCGACCGCAAGUCCUUCCUCAGCGCGGCAGCCCUCCAAGCCACGGCGGAGCACAAGGUGCUCCCUCCACGGCGCAGGACGAGGAGCACAAGGAGCUCGUCCACGGUUACCUGCGCCGCCUUGCAGUUCAUGGAAAUGUGGAUCCUCCCGCAGUUCCAGGGCAGGGACAUGUUACCGUCGAAUGUGUCGGCUGCGAUGCGGGAGGUGAAGGCGGAGUUAGCGCAUAGCGUCGACUGGGUUGAGCUGAUCUGGGACCUGGUAAAGAAUGAGAUUCUCGAAUUGCCAAAGAGGGAUGAUAAAAAUUCGUACUUUGGGUUGCAUCUCCUGAGACUCAUUUGGGUAAAGCACCCAGAGGUGUUCGGGUUGAAGGACAGGAUGGAAACAAUCGCUCGGGUGCAUCUUGAGAGAAUCUUACCGCAGGUAGUCAGCAAAGUGACGGAAAGAAUCCGGUCGGAGUAUAAGAGACCCAAGAAGAUCACGAGAUCCUUCCGGGUGCAGCAGCCGCAGGUGGUCAACAACCUGUCCAAACCAGUUCUGUCUGGGGAUGAAGCUACAGCAGUUGUUCAAGUUCAACAGCAAUCCAUGGUGGGGGACGAAUCUGCAGCAGCUGUUCAAGUUCAACAACAAUCCAUGGUGGGGGAUGAAGCUACAGCAGUUGUUCAAGUUCAACAGCAAUCCAUGGUGGGGGACGAAUCUGCAGCAGCUGUUCAAGUUCAACAACAAUCCAUGGUGGGGGAUGAAGCUGCAGCAGCUGUUCAAAUUCAACAGCAAUCCAUGGUGGGGGAUGAAGCUGCAGCAGUUGAUCAAGUUCAACAUCAAUCCAUGGUGGUACAGACGCUGGACAUAGUGCUAAAUAAUUAUGCGAGCGUGAGCAAGAGGGACAGCUUGGAAGCUGCCCUUGUGGAGCCUGGGCAGGCUGAUGCACACAAGCAUGGAGUGAAGCAGCAGUUUCAGCAGGGCAAUCGAGAGAAGUGGACCCGUAAGAGGAGCAAGCGUAGGGUACCCAGUGGAUCAACAAUCUCUUCCGCAAAUAGUUCUUGUGACAUUAUAGGAAUAAAGAGUGAGGUUAAACAUGCGCGAUUGGAGAACCAACCUACAAAGGAGUUGCUUGAAGCAGAGAUGUUUAUCCAGGCAAUAGAGGUGCUGAAUGAGACACUAUCUGCAGAGACCAUUGUACAUACCUUGCAGGACUCUCCGCCGUCUGGCUCCCUGCUGAUGCAGGGUGGUGCUGUAGUGGAGGUCACUAAAUAAGAGAAUGGUUCUCAUGCUCGAAUGUGAUCCUGGUGGGAUCAGUAACAGGAUGUAGAUUUGUUCUUGCCUGGUGAGCGUUGGCUUUUGGAGCUCGACAUUUGGUGGUCUGUAGCGAGAAGGAUUAUCUGGCUGUGCUAGCUCUUGGUUGGCUAGUGUCAUAAAACUUGGAUCACUGGUUCAUCUUUUGGAUAUUUUGCCCUAAAACCUGGAGUCAGAGUACUUCAUACUCCCUCUGUCCCAAAAUAAGUGUCUCAAGUUUGUACUAACUUUAGUACAAAAUUGUACUAGAGUUAGACACUUAUUUUGGGACUGAGGGAUUAUGAAACAAAAUUGAUAAAUCAUAUAUGUGUUGGAUGUUUGUACUUCUUUGGGAGCAGUCAGCAUGUGGAUGCUCGGGAUAUCCAGGUCUGAUCCUUAUCUUGGUUUCUCUUACUUAUUAGUUCCUCCAGUAGGGCAUGUCAUUUCCGAUGAUGCUUAUGUCUUGAACACCCUGUGAUUAUCCUGAACUAUGAAGUAUGUAUGCUAUUUUAGUUUUUCUACUUAUCGUCCCUGCUGUCCAAAUGUACUUUCGUGUUGCAUCAUGAAGAAUCAAGAAUGACAAUGUUUAUGUUGCGAGAUUCAA